Pseudomassariella vexata is the source of this 1170-nucleotide messenger RNA. RefSeq names its product phosphatase inhibitor-domain-containing protein. The coding region runs from base 312 to 860 and encodes 182 amino acids. The transcript has a single exon. Gene Ontology annotation, molecular function: protein phosphatase 1 binding; protein serine/threonine phosphatase inhibitor activity. The record is from RefSeq and is a predicted model, not a curated record. Lineage: Eukaryota; Fungi; Ascomycota; Sordariomycetes; Amphisphaeriales; Pseudomassariaceae. Gene Ontology annotation, cellular component: nucleus.
GUCAUCCAUUCUGCAUCGUUCCAUCUUCACAUCACGUUUGCCUACAAACUUGGAGAUCGCAACUUGGAGGUCGCAGACGAGCAGCGUUUCGAGGGGACUUCGUCAAAUCGUAGGUGCCUCUUUCAGGACGCAGCUCACCAUCUUCUCGAAAUUUCAGCUUCUUGCGAGAACCUCGUUUCCUGUUCGCGCGGUCGCCGCAACGAAACAUACAGUCACAUACAUCAUCCGUCUAUCAUAUUAGCCGACCAACCCAACGAACUUUCUUCCACCACGACACCAUUUCCUCAUAUACUCAAACACCAAAGGCCAAAAUGUCACAGAACCUCAACCCGCGCCAAUCCUCCACCCGCCACACCGGUCCUUCCUCACAGCACCAAACCACAACCCCCUCCGCAACGCAAACACAAACCCAAAUAUCCAGCCAACGGGAAGCCCCGAUCCUCCGCCUGCGCGGCGGCCCCGCCCCGUCACGCAACCGCGUCCAAUGGGCUGAAGGAACAGUCGACAACGAGGGUCUGAACCGGAAGAAGUCGAAGGUGUGCUGUAUUUACCACCGACCGCGGGAGGUGGGGGAGUCGAGUUCGGAGUCGUCUUCUUCUGAUUCGGAUGCUUCUUCUUCCGAAUCGGAUUCAGGGGCAGCGGGGAGGAGAAGGGCAGGGCAUGGUGAGGAUUGUCGGAAUCAUGGACAUGGACACAAUCAUGGGAUUAGAGGACGGGAUGGAGAUGGCGGAGGGAGGAAGCAAAAGAAACCCAGUCGGAGGACAAGCCCGAAUGCGUAUGAGAAGCAGCCGAAACCGCGGCCGAGUAACGGGGAUGCGGGUGGGAGUGGUGGUGGUGGUGGUGGGCCGAUGAGAGCGUAAGGGUUGUGCCAGCUGCGGUUAGGAAGAGCAAAAUUUACUCCGCACGCUGUCUUUUGGGACGAACACAGCUUGUGGUCGGUCCAUCAUGGCCAGGGAGGGGGACUCUUGGGGCUAGAGAAAAAGGAAUCCUACGAUCGCCUGUGAGGCGAAGCGAACGAGCUGAGACAAUGAUGCAUUUGAAAAAGAGAAAGAACCGCAGAGCUGGCGGGCUGGUAGAUCGCGAAGGAAUAAUCAUUUAUUAUACCCCAUCUUCAGCGACCUUGGAGCUGAAGACAAACACGACAAUCAUGACACAAUAUACUCUUCUCCG